ACAACAGUGCAAUUACACUUGUUAUAACAUGUUGCUGAAAUGUGUUGUUAAAAUUAUUCAAAGUCACUUAUAGUUUGAACUGUAAGCAAUUAUUAGCAAACACAGACAACAGGGUGCAUUACUUUUUACAUUUAUGAAUCGAACUACUGUCACGUGACAUAGUUUGUGACGUAUGCGGAAGUGUUUGGCAAAACAAACGAAUACUCCUUGCACAGAGCAUUGAAGAAAUGUCUACUUUCCCAAGGAUCUCACUGAAGCCUGAAGUUGCUGAUCAUCUCAGGAGUGUCUUCUUAAACAAGGAGGUGCUGGCUGCAGUCGGCCAUCAGGUGGCGGAAUCCCGUUUCCAGAAGCUGCUUACGUGUCUGUCUCACCCUCCUUCGCACACUUGUAUUCGGGCGAGCACUCAUCUUGCUCCCCUGGAGGAGAUCCGACACAAGUUGGCAGAAGAGCUGGAAAAGCAGAUGUGCAGCUCAUCCGCCGGGGAGGUUGCCGUUCAGAUCGUUCCUCACCCGCGGAUUCCAGACGUGCUGCUCCUUCCCGUCGACGGCCCGAGACCCGUGAAGCAGCUCAGCUCAGAGGUGGUGGUCGGCGCUCAGUGCGGCAGCGCCGUGCUUCGAGGCGCCCACGUCUUCGCCCCGGGGAUCGUGGCCAGCCCAAAGUACAUGAAGGCAGGGGACGCCGUGUCCGUCCUCUCUGACUCGGAGGGGCGGUGCACCCGAGGAGCCACGAGCUUCCAGGGGAACCGAGUGUUUGUGGGAAACGGAGUCGCUCAAAUGGACCGCUCGGCCAUCUUCUGCACGGAAGAACCUGUCAAAGGAGUAGGCGUUCGGAUGGUGGAGCCACUUUACCAGAGUCCUUCCUUCGAUGGAGUUCUGCCCGACAUGGCAUUCCUGCAGAACCUUCCCUCUGUAGUUGUGGGACACGUCCUCGGGCCCCGUCCUGGGGAACGGAUCCUGGAUAUGUGCGCUGCCCCCGGAGGGAAGACCUGCCACAUCGCUGUGCUCAUGAGGGAUCAGGGCGAGGUUGUUGCUCUGGACAAGAUCCGAAAUAAGAUUGGUCGAAUCCGUCAAAAUGCCCAAAUGUUGCGCUUACGUUCGAUCAAAGUUUAUUGCUUUGACAGCACCCGAGCUGUGAGCAGCGACCCGACAGCGGGAGCCGAAGGACCUCCCUUCCCACCCGAGAGCUUUGACCGGGUCCUUCUGGACGCCCCGUGCAGUGGACUGGGACAGAGACCCAACAUGUCCUGCACCUGGAGCCUCAAGGAGAUCUGCUCCUACCAGCCGCUGCAGCGCAAGUUGUUCCAGGCUGCGGUGCGGCUGUUGAAGAAAGGCGGGGUUCUCGUGUACAGCACUUGCACGGUGACUCUAUCAGAGAACGAGGAGCAGAUAGCCUGGGCCCUCGAGACCUUCCCCUGCCUCAUGCUUCAGCCUCAGGAGCCUCACAUCGGGGCAGAGGGCAUGCUGGGAGCCGGCCUGUCGCCCGAGCGGCUGCGCCUCCUCCAGAGGUUCAGUCCCGAGCUCACCUGGGACCAGACGGCGGCCCCCCUCCCCUGCAGAGCCGACGGGGACACCAUCGGCUUUUUCAUCGCCAAGUUCCUGAAAAACUGAGCUGCAGGGCAUCUUUUCUCCCUGAGCAACCCCCCUCCACCAAACCCCCCCCCCUCUACGCACACCAUGAGGGCAGAACAGUGUUUAUGUUACAGCGCCGCGCGCGCUUCGACGGGGCGGCGCUCAGCGAGACGCUCGCUGCGUUGUUUACAGCAUCUGCCUCUUAACAGCUGCUCUCUGGAACUGCGGGCCAUGUAGGGAUGAGUUUUAUAAACACCAUGGGCAGAGGGGGGGGGGUUGGCAAAUGCAGCCAGCCUGCAUCGCCAUGACAACGAUGACGACACAGCUGCCAUGGUGGCGGCGGAUUGGCCGGAUGUGUCGGAGCAGGAAGCAGCGUGGAGGUGUGUUUUCGUACCUCCGUGACUUCUGCUGCUUGUAAGGGAGAGAUGGUGCCGGGUGUAGUUCAUCCACCUGGAGGACGUGGUGCAUUUCUUCAGAUUAAAAUGUAAAGACCUUUUUCUUUUUGUACGUUAUGUAUUCAGCAACUGCAAAUUCUAUGAUCACACUGAUGAAACGUUGGUAUGAGUGAAAAUUAAAUGACCCGUCACAAGGGCAUUCAUUGAGUGUCCUUUAAACCUG
This is a messenger RNA of Gasterosteus aculeatus aculeatus (three-spined stickleback), 2186 nucleotides long. It is a transcript of the gene nsun6, whose product is annotated as NOP2/Sun RNA methyltransferase 6. NCBI's taxonomy places the organism in Eukaryota, Metazoa, Chordata, Actinopteri, Perciformes, Gasterosteidae. Gene Ontology annotation, biological process: RNA methylation. The record is from RefSeq and is a predicted model, not a curated record. Gene Ontology annotation, molecular function: RNA binding; RNA methyltransferase activity.